Molecule: messenger RNA, 2727 nt
Organism: Myripristis murdjan (pinecone soldierfish)
Lineage: Eukaryota; Metazoa; Chordata; Actinopteri; Holocentriformes; Holocentridae
Gene: ppp5c
Product: protein phosphatase 5, catalytic subunit
Exons: 13
Coding region: 67-1506 (479 amino acids)
Molecular function (GO): hydrolase activity; protein binding
Source: RefSeq, a predicted model, not a curated record
UUUUUUGCGACGUUUGCGACUGUCCAGGCAAUGGCGCACGCAUCGUAAUACGGCAGUGAGAAGAAGAUGGCGGAGGGAGAGAAAAAUGCAGAGCUACUCAAGGAGAAGGCGAAUAGUUACUUCAAAGAGAAAGACUACGAAAAUGCAAUCAAGUACUACACAGAGGCCCUGGAGCUCAAUCCAGCCAAUGCCAUCUACUACAGUAACCGAAGUCUGGCAUACCUACGCACAGAGUGCUAUGGCUAUGCCCUGGCUGAUGCUACGAAGGCCCUGGAGAUAGACAAAAACUACAUCAAGGGGUAUUACCGCCGUGCCACCUCCAACAUGGCACUGGGAAAGUUCAAAGCAGCACUUAAAGACUAUGAGACGGUCGUCAGGGUUCGACCCAAUGACAAGGAUGCAAAGAUGAAAUAUCAGGAGUGCAACAAGAUUGUGAAACAGAAGGCCUUUGAGAGAGCCAUCGCCAGCGAUGAGAUAAAAAAAUCUGUCGUGGACUCUCUAGACAUCGAAAAUAUGACAAUUGAGGAUGAGUAUGCAGGCCCCAAACUUGAAGACGGAAAGGUCACAUUGAAGUUCAUGAAGGAGAUGAUGGAUUGGUUCAAGGACCAGAAGAAACUGCACAGAAAGUGUGCUUAUCAGAUUUUGGUCCAAGUUAAAGAGGUUCUAUCCAAACUCCCAAGUCUGGUUGAAAUCACAUUAAAAGAGACAGAAAAGAUAACAAUUUGUGGUGACACUCAUGGACAGUUCUACGACCUUCUCAACAUCUUUGAAUUGAACGGCUUACCCUCACAGACCAACCCCUAUCUGUUCAAUGGGGACUUUGUGGAUCGUGGCUCUUUUUCUGUUGAAGUCAUUCUUACCCUGUUUGGCUUCAAGCUUCUUUACCCUGACUGCUUCCACUUGCUUAGGGGUAACCAUGAGACAGACAACAUGAACCAGAUGUAUGGAUUUGAAGGGGAGGUCAAAGCCAAGUACACAGCCCAGAUGUUCCAGCUGUUUAGUGAGGUCUUCCAAUGGCUGCCUCUUGCACAAUGUAUCAACAGCAAAGUGCUAGUAAUGCAUGGGGGACUGUUCAGUGAAGACGGCGUCACAUUGGAUGACCUCAGGAAGAUUGACAGGAACAGACAGCCUCCAGAUUCUGGCCCCAUGUGUGACCUCCUGUGGUCAGAUCCACAGCCUCAGAAUGGCCGGUCAAUCAGCAAGCGGGGAGUGAGUUGUCAGUUUGGGCCGGACGUAACAGAGCGCUUCCUGGAACAGAACAAGCUGGACUUCAUUGUGCGUAGUCAUGAGGUCAAGGCUGAGGGCUACGAGGUCACUCACUCAGGAAAGUGCAUCACCGUGUUCUCAGCACCCAACUACUGUGAUCAGAUGGGAAACAAAGGAGCUUAUAUCCACCUCAGGGGAUCUGACCUCAAGCCAGAAUUUCACCAGUUCACUGCUGUGCCUCAUCCGAAUGUCAAGCCCAUGGCAUACGCCAACACGCUAAUGCAGAUGGGGAUGAUGUAGAGGCCACGCUAUUCUGUCUGUGACACUGACGACCUCCCAUCUGACCUGAACCAUCCCAGCCACCUCACUCCCUCCAGUGCUCCAGUGAACAUGCUUUUGUUCAUGCUUAGCCUAAGGGAUCCCUCUCCCUGAACACCUCCCGCUAGUUGUAUUGAGAAUACACAUGGUGUAGCUCAGAUGGGAACACAUCACUCAGACCAGCCCAGUCAAGCCUUGGGCACGUUCGUUCAUGUAUCGGUUAAAACUGGAAAAAAAAAAAAAAAAAUCCCAGUUUCCAUUGUCCAUUUGCACACACGUGUUCCACCACUGGGUAAAGAAACCUACCCAGAAAACUGCAGAUGCAUCCUUUUGGAGCUGCUUGGAUUUUAAAUGUUUGGUUCUAUGAUAUUCUCAGCAGAUGGGAUAAAGUAGCUGGUAUGUACCAAAGAUCUGUAAUGGAAUUGAUUGAUUGGUUUUUACAAGGAGCAACUUCUGACUCAAAAACCUAGCAUUGUACUGGUGGCCUGUGUACACAGCUUAGAGAGCAUCUAGAAAUGGGUUGAGAGCAGCAUGUUCAUGUUUAUCAGUAUUUCUCAAGCAUCCUACUUUAUGGCACAGUUUAUAAAAAAAAAACAAAAAAAAACGUUUUUUUAUUUUAUUUUAUAGAACUACAAAAGAUAGUAAUUUAGGUGGAUGAUUCCGUUUCAAAAACAACAACAAAUGGAGUAUUCAUUGGAGAUGGCACUGUUUGGCUCAGAGUACACUCUGAAAGGUGCUGUUUUGCCAUUAGUUGUGUAUUUAGCUGGUUCAAUCAUGUAACUGUUUCUCUCAUUUCCUUUGCACUGCUGCACUGCUUCCUGCUGAGGAAGAAACUGCUGCUCUCCGUGUCUCAUCCUCGUCUGUCACUUUGCCACUCACCCGGCAGCUCCCCACAGUCCACUAUCCCAACUAGCUUUGGUGUAAAGCAAGCACUGGUGGCACUCCAGUCCCCAAUCCAUGUUUGAUAGCCAGUGACUUACCCCAUGUGUGGAUUUCCUCAAUACACAGACGUCCAGAAACCAAUCCUCUCUUGAAGCGCACAGCUACAUUACCCUAUGGCCCUCAAAUUUUAGAUAAGAAAAAUACACUGAUGUGUAUGUGUAUAUGCUGUAUAUAUACAUACAUAUACAUACAUACAUAUGCUGUAAGAUUCCGUGUACAUGUUUGGAGAAAGUUAUUGAAUAAAAAAAUGCAGUCCAGUGA